Molecule: messenger RNA, 940 nt
Organism: Tripterygium wilfordii
Lineage: Eukaryota; Viridiplantae; Streptophyta; Magnoliopsida; Celastrales; Celastraceae
Product: MOB kinase activator-like 1A
Exons: 7
Coding region: 114-761 (215 amino acids)
Biological process (GO): positive regulation of protein phosphorylation; signal transduction
Cellular component (GO): nucleus; cytoplasm
Molecular function (GO): protein kinase activator activity
Source: RefSeq, a predicted model, not a curated record
UACCGACUCGUUUAAUUAAACGGAAAAAACCCAGGAAAAAAACCCAUUCAGUUUUAUAGCCAAAAAUAAGACGACUGACGACCCACUCGCUGCCUCUCGCGCUCUCACAAGCUAUGAGUCUCUUCGGACUUGGCAGAAACCAGAGAACAUUCCGGCCAAAAAAGAGUGCACCUUCAGGGAGUAAGGGUGCGCAGCUUAGAAAGCAUAUUGAUGCCACCCUAGGUAGUGGAAACCUGAGGGAAGCAGUAAGACUUCCUCCUGGAGAGGACUUAAAUGAAUGGCUCGCUGUCAACACUGUGGAUUUCUUCAAUCAAGUGAAUCUGCUCCAUGGCACCCUAACAGAGUUCUGUACCCCUGAGACUUGUCCAACAAUGACUGCAGGCCCCAAGUAUGAGUAUAGAUGGGCAGAUGGUGUGCAAAUCAAGAAACCUAUUGAGGUUUCUGCUCCAAAGUAUGUUGAAUAUCUAAUGGACUGGAUUGAAUCUCAGCUUGAUGAUGAAUCCAUUUUUCCUCAAAAGCUAGGUGCGCCAUUUCCUCCCAACUUCAAGGAGGUUGUGAAGACUAUCUUUAAAAGAUUGUUUCGUGUAUAUGCCCACAUUUACCAUUCUCACUUUCAAAAAAUUGUGAGCCUCAAAGAGGAAGCCCAUCUGAACACAUGCUUCAAACACUUCAUUCUUUUUACAUGUGAAUUUGGGCUCAUUGACAAAAAAGAGCUUGCGCCGCUCCAAGAGCUUGUGGAAUCGAUUGUUAUUCCUUACUGAAUGGGGUGGACAUAACCAUAACGACUUUAUCAGUAGGGGAAUGCAUGAUAAAAGUAAUGAAGUACUUAUAAUCAGUAUUUGACUCUACAGAAUUCCUGGUUGCUUCAUGAUAUAAGUUCCUGUGGCUGUGAAUUCACCUUGUUUUGAAUUUCUGAAAUUUAUCUUCACUUUCCAUGGUU